GACGGCCCAAGAGGCUCCCAGAGCGCUCUGAGAAAGCCCCAAGACGGCCCAAGACGCGUUCCGUAGCCAUUUUGGCUCAAGCCGUUUUGGCUCAGCACUUCCAAUUUUACUGUACAUCCAUCCUUGGCACAUAAAUACGCUCUUCGCAGUGACGCGUCGGCCAGGAUGCGCGCCCUGGUCGCUCUGCUGCUUCUGUUCCGCGGCUGCUCUGCUGCCUCGCGGGGUUUCCUGCGCUCGGGAGUGCAAGCGCCGCCGCAGAAGAAGGACCCGGCGCCCGCCGUCAGCAACGGAGCGGCGCCUGGUCAGCCGGCCAGGACGCGCAACAGUGCUGUGUGGACGCCAAAGAGGAGUUGUGUGACCCCCGCUCACAGAUCAACAUGUCAGGAAGCGCGAAGGGCUUCAACAGUAAGCGCAUGGCAAUUAUUUUCUGGAAGGCUCCUUUCCGAGCAAGCAGGAUCAGAAAUACAAAAGUCGGCUACAAAGAUUGCAGCGCUGGCGCUGCAAAGGCUCAGCUGGCGCUGUCCCGAAGCCACGUCGAGCACCUCUUGAAGCCGCUGGAGGCCGCGGGCUUCGCGGUCGACGUGUUGCUGCUCGCGCAGAGCUGCGGAAACUCAACGGCUGCUGCGAAAAUGCACGAGGACCUUGUCAACGUCUAUAACAGCGGCUCCGGGAAGAAUAAGAAGCGCGUGGUGGAGGUUUUAUUCUAUGCGCCCAUGGCUGAGCAGUUCCUCUCGUCCAAGCUGGGCGCCGAGACCGUCCUCGAACACCUCCGUUCUGGCGUCGCGUACGAGUCCUUGCUCUUCUGGCGGUUUGACGAGAUGAGCCACUUGCCGCUCCACAACAUCGAAACGCAUCACGAGAUUGCGGGCGAGCCAGCGAUAGAAUCUCUCCCGUUCGUGGAUCAGCCAUGGGACAGUUACCGUGACUUUGCUCGUCAGUACGCCGCCGUGUAUCUGGAGGAUAACGUCGUGAGCAUACCUGGAUGGGCCGCGCCGUGCAUGCUGUAUCCCUUGGCCUCGCGCGAUUCUGUCGGCAUGUGGGCGGACUCGUUGACACUGAAUACGGACAGCAAGCUCAUUAUCCCUUCCCCCUUUGUCGAUAUGGGCGUCGUGAUUUAUCGCGGCCCGCUCGGCUGCACCUUCUGGGGCGGUGAUUCAUACCAGGCUUGCGAGCUCCUUCGCCAUUCGUUUGGUGGAGACAGUUGCGAAAUCAACGUUCUGGCCCAAGAGGAGUGCAACGAUGUGUGCACCGCGGAACACAAUGGGAGCGUCCACGACCAUGGCGGUUCCACUUCCGAGAGCUGCUUCCGAAGCUUCUGGAACAUUCUCGACGAUGCGAUCCGGCAAGACCACGGAGCAGAUCACGAUUUGUUGACUGGGAGUCGCGAUUGGAGCACGCAGCCUCCCAGGCAGACCACAUGCGCCGCGCGCUGAGCGGCAUGAGCACUCCUGAAGGCGCAAGGCCGCACUCCUGAAGGCUCCUGAAGGGUAUGAGCACUCUUGAAGUUGUUGUGCGGUACGUCUCUUCCAGGAUCGGUUUGAAUGGUGCUCCCACGUUGUUACAGGUGGAGUCAGUCGUUCUGGCCUAUCAUUGUUAAAACUCCAUGCGGGUCCGACCGCGCCCAGCAGAGGCCGAGUUGACCACGUAUCUUUACCAGACUCGACGGGCAGCGAUGGCUCUCGUCGAUGCUUCUCGCGCGCAUUGUGGCGCCUCAUGGUGCGGUUAUGCUGACGUUUGUGGCAUCUGUGCGGUCUCCUCCUCUCCCUUCUCCCUACUCCCACCUGCAAAACAAUGUGCUGCCAGGUCGUCCGAAUGGUCGUCAAGCUUGGCGCGUUGCCGCUUGUUUUAAUCGAUGGCAAGCGUGUGCGCGCCUUUUUUCCGUGACACCGCGAUCAGCAGUUUGCCGAUAGUGAAUAGAGGAGUCGUGGGUGAGCAUCGGUGGAGUUGGCAGGGGACGGCCAGCCAGCGGGGGCGCUGUGUUGCGUGCCAGAUUUUGUGGCCAGCGCUUCACGCGCGAGUCAGGCGUGCUGCCGCUUGUUUGAAUCGAUGUCAAGCGUGUGCGCGCCUCGACUCCGUGGAACCGCGUUCGGCCGUCUCCGUUGCAGACUGUGGACGGAGCAGGUCAACAAAAAAAGACGGCCCAAGACGCGUCCGAGAUGGCCCACGAACGUUCCAAGACGGCCCA
Molecule: messenger RNA, 2185 nt
Organism: Prorocentrum cordatum
Lineage: Eukaryota; Dinophyceae; Prorocentrales; Prorocentraceae
Source: the annotation of a GenBank genome assembly